AUGAAUUUGGUUGUUCAUCCCGUUAUUCAACGGGCUGUUGAGUUGGCCCAAUCGCAAGUCCAACGACCCAACAUCCCGCACAUCCCGUCAAAGCUCCUCACUGACAGCACGUUCCUUGAGUCUCCACUCGCACGUCAACGCAUAGAUCUAAGCCAUCCAAGGGGUCAACAACUUCUGGCCGAGCUUCGAGAGGGUAUUGGAGGGGAUAGAGGCGCAGAUGAGGAGCAAGGAGGUGGGGGUGAUUAA
This is a messenger RNA of Laccaria bicolor S238N-H82, 246 nucleotides long. RefSeq lists its product as uncharacterized. The record is from RefSeq and is a predicted model, not a curated record. Bases 1 to 246 code for a protein of 81 amino acids. NCBI's taxonomy places the organism in Eukaryota, Fungi, Basidiomycota, Agaricomycetes, Agaricales, Hydnangiaceae. The transcript has 2 exons.